Cynara cardunculus var. scolymus (artichoke) is the source of this 997-nucleotide messenger RNA. RefSeq names its product wall-associated receptor kinase-like 8. NCBI's taxonomy places the organism in Eukaryota, Viridiplantae, Streptophyta, Magnoliopsida, Asterales, Asteraceae. The transcript is spliced from 2 exons. The record is from RefSeq and is a predicted model, not a curated record. Gene Ontology annotation, molecular function: polysaccharide binding. The annotation marks the transcript as partial.
AUGAAGUUGUUUCAAAUUUAUCAUUCACUUAUCAUGCUUUCAUUAAUAACAACAUCAACAUUAGCUAUGAAUUACUCCAAGGCGGGAUGCGAAGAUACGUGUGGGAACGUAACGAUUCCAUACCCUUUUGGAAUUGGAGCAAAAUGUUCCAUCAAUGAAUGGUUCGUUGUCGAUUGCAACUCCUCCACACCGUAUCUUCCUGCACUCAACCACCUGGAAGUCCUUGCUGUAAACUUGGAAAAUCAAACAGUCACUCUUUAUGUGCCAACUAUCUAUGAUUGCCAGAACCAACUCCUGAACAGGAGCCAUAUCUCAAGCAUCAUUCUUGGUAGUAGCCCCUUCCUGAUUUCCAAAUCACAAAAAAAAUUUGUUGUCGAGGGGUGUGCCAAUGCAUUCAUCUCGGACGAUAAGGGGAGUGUGGUCGCUGGAUGUUCAAAUUCUUGUCGCAACGACACUGUUAGCGAAGGCAACAAUUGUUACGGCAUCAAGUGUUGCACAGCCACACUUCCUCAUCAUCUCAAGUCAUACAGCAUGAAUCUAACGGGGUUGGGUGGAGAGGGUGCAUGUGGGUCUGCCUUCUUGGUGGAUGAGAAUUCAUAUGUUGAAGGAAGCUUCUUAGGCCAAUCUAUUGCUUCAGACAAUUGCUCUGUCCCCCUGUCACUUCUAUGGAUGCUAACAGACAGUGAUGAUUUGCAUCAAUCAUCUUGUUGUGAUCCGGGAGGGGACCGUAUAAGCUCUCCCGUGGAUUUGGGGAAUGGUACUUCAGUGGAUUCUCGAAUAUGCUACAAGUACCGUAAUUAUGAAGGAAACCCUUAUUUACCAUUUGGAUGCAAUGUAAAGGAAGAAUGUACAAGGUGUAUCGCUAGUGGAGGUUACUGUGACUACGGAGAAGAGACUUUAGCUUACGGCUAUAAGCUAAAUUGUAUUAUGGAUCCCUUUGGUGAUCCUCGUCACCUAAACAGUGAAAGAAAAUCCCAUCCCCUGGCUGUUAUUCUAG